AUGGAUUCGGAGUAUGUUAAAAAACAUCUGGGGAAAUGUCUUGCCGAAGGACUUGCCGAAGUGGUAGAACGGCGCCCUGCAGACCCAAUCGAGUAUCUUGCCCAUUGGAUUUACAAAUACCAUGAAAAUAUUCAAUAUGAGACGCAGAAAGAGAAGCUGGCGUUACAGGAGCGGGAAAAAGUCAAAGCCAGAGACAAGGCAGUGCACCAGCAGAAACUGGGGGAGGAAGAGAGAAACAUUGAAGAGGCCGAGGGCGCCAAAAAAGUAUCUGAACCCAGGGUUUUCACACCUCCAACAGACCUGCCAAAGGUUGCCACACCACAGGAGAAAGAUGAUGUUACAGAUAAUGUUGCAGCUCCAGAGUCCAGUGGGUUACAACCUGUGGGGGUCAGCGCUUCUCCUUCUGAGGUCCCCAGCACUGAAGCCAAAGAGGAAUCCAAAGAAAUGCCUGAUGGUGAAACUGAGUCAGAGUUAAGCAAUGCUCGAGUAGAAGUUGAAAAAGCUACAAUUGAGCAAGAUGAGGAUGAGGGGGCUGAAAGAAAUGAGGUGGCUGAACCCGAACUCACCACUCUAUUAAAAUCUUCAAGCCAAGAC
Lampris incognitus (smalleye Pacific opah) is the source of this 594-nucleotide messenger RNA. It is a transcript of the gene dydc2, whose product is annotated as DPY30 domain containing 2. Lineage: Eukaryota; Metazoa; Chordata; Actinopteri; Lampriformes; Lampridae. The record is from RefSeq and is a predicted model, not a curated record. The annotation marks the transcript as partial. Gene Ontology annotation, cellular component: Set1C/COMPASS complex. The transcript has 5 exons.